This is a messenger RNA of Rhinopithecus roxellana (golden snub-nosed monkey), 2742 nucleotides long. RefSeq names its product phospholipase A1 member A (gene PLA1A). The record is from RefSeq and is a predicted model, not a curated record. The transcript is spliced from 12 exons. Bases 951 to 2399 code for a protein of 482 amino acids. Gene Ontology annotation, molecular function: lipase activity; carboxylic ester hydrolase activity. Gene Ontology annotation, biological process: lipid metabolic process. Lineage: Eukaryota; Metazoa; Chordata; Mammalia; Primates; Cercopithecidae.
AAGUAAUUUGUACUUAAUACAGUAGUUAUUAAUACUCUUUGAUAAUACUCACCUCAGAGAGUUAUUGUUCAGAAAAGAUGAUCCUGGCCCUGCUGGUGGGCUGUCUGCCUAACAGCAAUGUGUUAUGAUUUAGGGAAUGGCAGACAAGUGCCCCGCCCUCUGCCCCAGCCCUACUGGCGUGCCUAGAAAUAGUUCUGUGUGGUUUCUGCCACUCCUUUGGGUGGAGAGGCCAUAUGGUGCUGGAACCACCUUGGUUCCAGGCCUGGCUCUGCCACUUCCACUAACGUGAUCUCUAGAGGUCAUUUUCUUUUCUAAUAUUCAGUUUCUUUGUGAAUUCAGGAAGUUGAACAUCUCCAAAGUUGGACUUGACUUCUAGCCCCAAGAUUCUACAAAAUGAUAGUACUCUCCAGAGGGAAGCUUUAUCUUCUUCCCUUCUGUCCAUUAAAUGGACACUUAAAAUAUAUUAUUAUUUCAGUCCUGUGCUAGGCACUGGGGAUUAAAAAAUGAAAAGAGAAAGCCUUUGCUCUCAAGUCACUCAGAAUCUUCUAGGGAGACACACACGUCCACAGAUAAUUCCAACACGAUGAGGGGUUUCUGGUCACCCAGAGAUGAAGGACUUCUGCCUUAGUUAUUAGUAACAUCCUAUCAUGGGAAGUGGGAGAGGUGCAGGAAAUAGUUUCCUGAUCAUGUUUGGCUCAAAGAGGAAGGACAGUGUGUUUCAAUGCACUCUGGUUAACAAAAAAGAAAGUGUAUUUAUUUUCAUUGAGAAGAAGAAACCGAAAACUCUAGCAUUUAAAUAAAUAAGGAAGAAUUUAUUUUUCCUUUUCAGGUCAUGAGGCUAGUUAAUGAUUAGUGAAAUCCACGUGGGUGUUUUCUGAGAGGCUGGGUUAUGUGAUCUCUUUGGCUUUAGGGAAUUACUCCAUACCAGCUCUGAGAUUUCCAGCUCAGCAAUGGCCCCAGUUCCCUGGAAGAGCCGCUUCUGGGUGGGGGGCCUACUUUUGUGGCUCAGCGUUGGAAGUUCAGGGGAUGCACCUCCUACCCCACAACCAAAGUGCGCUGACUUCCAGAAUGCCAACGUUUUUGAAGGCACCGAUCUCAAAGUCCAGUUUCUCCUCUUUGUCCCUUCGAAUCCUAACUGUGGGAAGCUAGUAGAAGGAAGCAGUGACCUCCAAAACUCUGGGUUCAAUGCCACUCUGGGAACCAAACUAAUUAUCCAUGGAUUCAGUGUUUUAGGAACAAAGCCUUCCUGGAUUGAUAAAUUCAUUAGAACCCUUCUGCAGGCAACGAAUGCUAAUGUAAUUGCUGUGGACUGGAUUUAUGGGUCUACAGGGGUCUACUUCUCAGCUGUGAAAAAUGUGAUUAAGUUGAGCCUCAAGAUCUGCCUUUUCCUCAAUAAACUCCUGGUGCUGGGUGUGUCGGAAUCCUCAAUCCACAUCAUUGGUGUUAGCCUGGGGGCCCACGUUGGGGGCAUGGUGGGACAGCUCUUCGGAGGCCAGCUGGGACAGAUCACAGGCCUGGACCCCGCUGGACCUGAGUACACCAGCGCCAGUGUGGAGGAGCGCUUGGAUGCCGGAGAUGCCCUCUUCGUGGAAGCCAUCCACACAGACACUGACAAUUUCGGUAUUCGGAUUCCUGUUGGACACGUGGACUACUUUGUCAAUGGAGGCCAAGACCAACCCGGCUGCCCCACCUACUUUUACGCAGGUUAUACUUAUCUGAUCUGUGAUCACAUGAGGGCCGUGCACCUCUACAUCAGCGCCCUGGAGAAUUCCUGUCCACUGAUGGCCUUUCCCUGUGACAGCUACAAGGCCUUCCUUGCCGGACACUGUCUGGACUGUUUUAACCCUUUUCUACUUUCCUGCCCAAGGAUAGGCCUGGUGGAACAAGGCGGUGUCAAGAUAGAGCCACUUCCCAAGGAAGUGAAAGUCUACCUCCUGACUACUUCCAAGGCUCCGUACUGCACUCUGAAGCCUGGGAAGUCCCAGAUCAAGGCGACGGCAUUCCAUGUCUAUAAGAGUUGCACUCUCUGCUUCCAAGAAGUGCAUCACAGCCUCGUGGAGUUUCACUUGAAGGAACUGAGAAAAAAGGACACCAACAUCGAGGUUACCUUCCUUAGCAGUAACGUCACCUUCUCAUCUAAGAUCACCAUACCUAAGCAGCAACUUCACGGGAAAGGAAUCAUAGCCCAUGCCACCCCACAGUGCCAGAUAAACCAAGUGAAAUUCAAGUUUCAGUCUUCCAACCGAGUUUGGAAAAAAGACCGGACUACUAUUAUUGGGAAGUUCUGCACUGCCCUUUUGCCUGUCAAUCACAGAGAAAAGGUGAUUUGCUUACCUGAACCGGUGAAUUUACAAGCAAGUGUGACUGCUUCUCAUGACCUGAAGAUAGCCUGCAUAUAGUUUAACCUGGGCAGGACACAUCUUCUUGCGAUUUUUUUUUUUUUUUUGGAGGGAGGUGUGAUGAGGGAUGUAUGUGUGCAGCUUAUUGUAGACCACUACUGCUAUGGAGAAAGGCAAAGCUCUUUCUUAUUUUCUCCAUAAUGAGCCACCCUGGAGGGGAGGGAGAACUCGUUUUACAGAGCUUGGUUUCUGUUGCUGAUCUUAUGUACAUACCCGUUUUAGCUUUCCCAUGCAUACUUAACUGCACUUGCUUUAGCUCCUUGGAUAUCUGUACUUAGGAUUCAAUAGAAACAUGUACAGAGUAAACAAUUUUUUAAAAAUAAAACUUAAUGGAGUACCUGAA